UCGAACUAAUCUUACCGGCCUUGACUAUCAUUCGUUGUUGAAAAAACUUAUGGAGCCUGUAAUAGCUGAACCCAUUUCAACAGGAGUUUUCUCCAAUAGCGGUCAUGACCAGCUUCACAAGCAGGCCUAUCAUUCAUUGGCUAAAUGUGUCGCUGCUUUAACCCAGCAGUGUCCUAAUGAAGCUAUACCAUUGGCGACACAACUUUUAGGAGACCUCCACAAGAGAACAUCAAUCGGUGAUACACAACUCGUAUUUUGCUUGUUAGCAAUAGGAGAAAUUGGGCGACAUUUUGAUUUAAGCUCAAUUUCUGCACUGCCACAAACCAUUAUAGAAUGUUUUAGUGCUACAUCAGAAGAUGUUAAAGCAGCAGCUAGCCACGCAUUAGGAGCGGUAGCUGUAGGAAGUUUGCAAACCUUUUUACCGCUCAUAUUAAAUGAAAUUGAAGCUCAGCCACGUCGACAAUAUUUACUUCUGCAUUCGUUAAAAGAAGUAAUUUCUUCACUUUCGGUUACACAAAAUGGACUUUCUCAGUUAUUGCCAUCAGUCCCAUCAAUAUGGGAACAAUUGUUUAAACAUUGUGAAUGUCCCGAAGAGGGCUCUCGUAAUGUUGUUGCAGAAUGUUUGGGCAAAUUAGUUCUUGUAAGUCCAGAAGAACUUUUACCACGACUGCAAGAUGCUCUACAAUCCGAAAGUCCUCUUAUGCGCACGGUAGUUGUUUCAGCAAUUAAGUUCACCAUUUCUGACCAACCACAAACCAUAGAUGUACUCUUGAAACAAAAUAUUGGAAAGUUUCUUUUCUUGCUUCGAGAUCCCGAACCUUCAGUAAGACGAGUUGCAUUGGUUGCAUUUAAUUCUGCAGUUCACAAUAAACCCAGCCUUGUGCGAGAUCUACUUCCAACAUUACUACCAUGGUUAUAUUCUGAAACAAAAGUGAAGAGUGAACUUAUUCGAGAAGUUGAAAUGGGUCCUUUUAAACAUACAGUUGAUGAUGGAUUAGAUAUUCGUAAGGCUGCAUUCGAAUGCAUGUACACAUUGCUCGAACAAGGAUUAGAACGAGUUGAUGUAAUGCAAUUUUUAGAUCACGUACAAGCUGGACUUUGUGAUCAUUAUGACAUUAAAAUGUUGACUUACUUAAUGACCGCUCGUUUAGCCGUAAUUUGCCCCGAUGCUGUUCUACUUCGUAAGUAAAUAUGUAUAUAUACA
This is a messenger RNA of Lucilia cuprina (Australian sheep blowfly), 1204 nucleotides long. Its product is annotated as cullin-associated NEDD8-dissociated protein 1-like. The transcript is spliced from 2 exons. The coding region runs from base 50 to 1189 and encodes 379 amino acids. Gene Ontology annotation, cellular component: nucleus. Gene Ontology annotation, biological process: protein ubiquitination; SCF complex assembly. The record is from RefSeq and is a predicted model, not a curated record. Lineage: Eukaryota; Metazoa; Arthropoda; Insecta; Diptera; Calliphoridae.